AUGGAGUCUGAAUCCGAAAAUAUUGUAUCUCACUAUUCAGUGGGGCAUGCCUCAGAUCAAUCUGAUGGCCAUCAGAAAGAACUCUCAGAUUCCACAACACUUCUCUCUGAUGUAGAAUCCAUAUGCCACUGGCUAAGAUGCCUUAUCACAAACAUGGGACUUGAUCCAUUAUCUGGGUAUGUGUUCUCUCCCCUAGCACUAAUUCUCAGGGAAACCUUCCCUCCUCCCACCCCCGCCUCUUUUCAAGAUUUCUCAGACCCUAUCAUGGAGACUAUCUGCCUGGAAUCAUCUCCUAAAUCAGGGUCCAGCAAUCCACCCCACUUCCACAC
Molecule: messenger RNA, 329 nt
Organism: Pelobates cultripes (western spadefoot toad)
Lineage: Eukaryota; Metazoa; Chordata; Amphibia; Anura; Pelobatidae
Source: the annotation of a GenBank genome assembly